This is a messenger RNA of Brenthis ino (lesser marbled fritillary), 942 nucleotides long. The record is from the annotation of a GenBank genome assembly. Lineage: Eukaryota; Metazoa; Arthropoda; Insecta; Lepidoptera; Nymphalidae.
AUGCUAAAACCAGCGGGAGAAAAAGAAAAGAAACAAUGGGAAGCAACGAUACAGUGUGCUAUAAAGGAGAAGAGGGCCCAAAUGGAUAAAGAGUUUCAAAAGCGGAACAAUGAUCAAAAACUUGCUAACGAUAAACGAUUAAAAGAUUCAUUAAAUAACCAACUAGAGAGACAUCAGGAAACAUUGGAAAAAAGAUUAGCACAAAAGGAAAAAGAGACAACAAAAAAGUUAGAAGUGCUAGUUGCGGAAAAGGUUGCUUAUGAAAAGGGAAUAUUUAAGCAACAGUUGGGAGAAAUGGCCGCUAAAGUGAAAGUUAUUGAAGAUAAACUUAAUGCUCGAUUGAAAGCAGAAAGAGACCAGAAGCUUUCGCAAGAACUUUGGAGUGCUGGAGCCGCAUUGUUAGCAGCAACUAAAAAGGGAGAGCCGUAUGUUAAAGUUGAUAAGGAAUUGAAGGCAAUUAAAAAAGCAUCUGGGGGUGGCGAUAAAUUAGUAGAUACAGUAUUAAAAGCAAUACCCGAAUCAGUAAAAGAAAAAGGGUUGGUGCCAGAGAGCGUGUUGCGAGAAAGAUAUCAGAAGAUGGAGGCAACUGCAUUAAAAGUAGCUUUGGUAGAGCAAGAAGGUGCACCGCUGCCAAUUUAUUUUAUUUCUUGGCUACAAUCAACGUUGUUGUUUAUGAAGCUGUCAGGUAUUCCACAGCAAGAAAUAGACAAACCGCCACAAGAGCCAUUUGAAGAUUUGGAUACUUUUGAUUUAUUACAACGGGCAAGAUUUUGGAUAGAAAGGGGUAACUUAGCAGUAGCAAUACGCUACGUGAGUUAUUUAGAAGGGGCCUCUCGAGCCGCCGCGGCGACGUGGUAUGACGCGGCUCGAUCGCACAUGGAAACGAGACAGGCGGCUGAAGCAAUACUAGCUCAUGCCGCGGCUUUAGGCCUACAAUAUAUA